AUAGAAAUCAUACAAGAGUGAAAAUUGUGUUGUGUUAAACAAUGAACAUGUCGCGUUCGUUCUUCGUCGAUUCAUUGAUCAACAAUCCGCCUAAGGAAUACAUCAUGCCAUCACCUCUGGGUGAUCCACGACCAAUGUUGCCAUAUCCCCCGAGUUACAUCAGUUCUUAUUUGUUUUCCUUGAGUUUGGCUCAACAACAAGCUCAAGCGCAUCAAUUUGGAGGAAUGUUGAAACAACCCAUCCGACCAGUGCCUUCACUACCCAACUUACCAAUGAUGCCUUCACAAUCAGCACCUCAACAUACAAGAAACUUAAACUCGUUGAAACGCCCAGCUUCGUCACCUAUGUUUGAUGAUAAUCAUCAUAUGACUAUGAUCAACACCAAGAAUCCUAGACUAAGUUUUGAUAGUCAAAUUGGAUUGCAUAGUCCGUCUAGCAGUCCACAGAAUAGUCCACGAGGUCAUGCAAUGCCAUCACCUCCGCUGACUAGUAGGGAAUCUACUCCAACACCACCAUCACCUCCGCCUUCUAAAACAUCAUCAACGGCUGAUGAUAAAGAUUCUUCUAAAAGAAUCCGCACUGCGUUUACCUCUAAACAACUCCUGGAGUUGGAAAGAGAGUUUUCUGCGAAUAUGUACUUGUCUCGUCUCCGACGGAUCGAAAUCGCUACGUGUUUGCGACUUUCGGAAAAGCAAGUGAAGAUUUGGUUCCAGAACCGUCGCGUCAAGUACAAGAAAGAGGAUCUCCCGGCUGCAAAUGGAAGCAGUGGUCAGUCACCGAAUAAGUGCUGUUGUUUGAGGACGUGUUCCUCGUCCAGGAAGCCGAAAAAUAGUACUUCGUCUUCUUGUGAUGGAGACGAAGAUCAUAUUGAUGUCACCAAUCUGGAUGAUCAUGAACACAACGAAAAUAAUGUUUUUUAA
This is a messenger RNA of Dalotia coriaria, 920 nucleotides long. RefSeq names its product GS homeobox 1-like. The transcript has a single exon. The record is from RefSeq and is a predicted model, not a curated record. Gene Ontology annotation, molecular function: RNA polymerase II cis-regulatory region sequence-specific DNA binding; DNA-binding transcription factor activity, RNA polymerase II-specific. Gene Ontology annotation, cellular component: nucleus. Bases 42 to 920 code for a protein of 292 amino acids. Gene Ontology annotation, biological process: regulation of transcription by RNA polymerase II. NCBI's taxonomy places the organism in Eukaryota, Metazoa, Arthropoda, Insecta, Coleoptera, Staphylinidae.